Molecule: messenger RNA, 585 nt
Organism: Ciona intestinalis (vase tunicate)
Lineage: Eukaryota; Metazoa; Chordata; Ascidiacea; Phlebobranchia; Cionidae
Source: RefSeq, a predicted model, not a curated record
AUGGGUUCAUGGGUUGUCUCUGCUGCCUUGAACAGCAAUUGCUUCAACCCGGUGGUCACUGAUGGGUUGUCAGAAUUGUCAAUAAUACAGAAAAGACAAUCACUCACAAAGUUAAAUACGCGGCAACUCAAAAAUGCAAGAUUACUGGAGGUGUUUAAUGAACGCAAUGAACUACCAGCAAUAAUUCGCCACAAACGUGAUGUGACAGAAUGUUAUGAUAAACAAAGGAAGGACAUUUGUGAUAUGUAUUUGCAAAUGGAUCGUUGUCAAUGGGACAGUAUUGCUGACUUGUGCCGUAUAACAUGUGGCUUGUGUGGUGCUAAUGCCGCAACAAUUUGGAGCACAUGGUCACCAUGGAGCAGUUGUAGCUUUGCAUGUAUUGGUGGCAAGAGAAUGAGGUCACGACAUUGUUUGUCAUUCCAUUGCGAUAAAACAGAGAAUGAAUUGGAUGAUUGUGGGGUUGGACCUUGUCCUAUUAUCAGUCCUGAAGCUGAUGAAAUGAGUUUUAGUUCAGAAGCAAAUUCAUAUCAUCUUUCAAAUGAUGGGAAACAUGACAAACCGCGGGUUUGGGAACGAAAAAGAUAA